Messenger RNA from Spinacia oleracea (spinach), 1674 nucleotides. RefSeq names its product fatty acyl-CoA reductase 3-like. Gene Ontology annotation, biological process: long-chain fatty-acyl-CoA metabolic process; suberin biosynthetic process. The coding region runs from base 56 to 1525 and encodes 489 amino acids. The transcript is spliced from 10 exons. Gene Ontology annotation, molecular function: alcohol-forming very long-chain fatty acyl-CoA reductase (NADP+) activity. NCBI's taxonomy places the organism in Eukaryota, Viridiplantae, Streptophyta, Magnoliopsida, Caryophyllales, Amaranthaceae. The record is from RefSeq and is a predicted model, not a curated record. Gene Ontology annotation, cellular component: intracellular membrane-bounded organelle.
AUAUUUUUCUAAGUUAAACUUAAUUAGCGCACUUUUGUUGUUACUGAGCUUAAUAAUGGAUUUUGCAAACAUUAAUGAGUUUAUAGCAAAUAAAACUAUCUUAGUUACUGGUGCAACUGGUUUCAUUGCUAAGGUUCUUGUGGAGAAGUUACUUCGGAUUCAGCCAAAUGUUAACAAAUUAUACCUUCUUGUAAGGGCUAGAGAUGCUCAGGCAGCUGAUGUACGGCUGCAACAUGAGGUGUUAGGCAAGGAUUUGUUCAAAGUUCUAAGAAGAAAAUGGGGGACAAAUUUUGAGUCUUUUGUGUCGGAGAAAAUAACAGCAGUUGCCGGUGAUAUUUCGUAUGAGAACUUGGGACUUACUGUUGAUCAGAUGAAGCAAAUAUACAAGGAUAUAGAUGUUGUAAUCAACGUAGCAGCAACUAUCAAAUUUGAUGAAAGGUAUGAUGUUGCAUUAGGUGUUAACACCCUAGGAGCGAAAAAUGUUGUAAACUUUGCAAAAAAUUGUGCUAAAAUACAGUUGCUCAUCCACGUCUCAACUGCAUAUGUGUGUGGAGAAAAGGCAGGAUUAAUAUCUGAAAGUCCGUAUGCCAUGGGUUCAACUCUUAAUGGUGCGAUUGAUUUGGAUAUUGAUUGCGAAAAGAAGCUUUCUGAACAUACUUUAAGCGAUCUUAAAGCCAAAGAUCUUCCGGAUAAGACAAUUAGACAAAUGAUGAAGGACUUAGGAAAUCAAAGGGCAAAAUUGUAUGGAUGGCCAAAUACGUACUCAUUUACUAAGGCAAUGGGAGAGAUGGUUAUAGGGCAACUCAGAGGAAAUUUACCAGUAGUUAUCAUGAGGCCUACCAUUGUAUGUAGCACAAUUAAAGAACCCUUCCCUGGUUGGGUUGAAGGUGUCAGGACUAUUGAUAGUGUAGCAGUCACGUAUGCAAAGGGUCAUCUUCCAAGUUUCUUCCCUGUCUGUAGAUACUCUGUCUUCGACUUGAUACCGGCUGAUAUAUUUGUGAACUCGAUGAUUGUGGCUAUGAAGGCUCAUGUAAACCAACCUUCUUUGACUAUAUACCAAGUGGGGAGCUCAUACAGAAACCCAGUUACUUUUGAAGAGUUGCACGACUUUCAUUUUCGCUACUUCACUAAAAAUCCAUGGACCAAUCGUCAAGGUUUCCCAGUCAAAAUUGGCAAGGGCUUGGUGUUAAGCAACAUACUGAUAUUCGAAGUCAUACUCUUCAUGUUCCAUGUCGUGGUGAAGAUGAUGUUAAUGUUCGUUACUAGAAUGGGUUGUUCUAAGUUUCAAUGUAUUCUCUACAACCUUGACAAAAAGUUGCAAAUUGCUAGGAAAUUGGUGGACUUGUACAAACCCUACCUAUUUUUCAAGGCCAUUUUUGUAGACACAAAUACUCAAAGGUUGAUGGAAACUGCCCGCGAAAAUGGUCUAGAUGAAGAUGUGUUCAACUUUGAUCCUUUGUCCAUCAAUUGGAAGGACUAUUUUUACAAUGUCCACCUUCCCGCAAUUGUUAAAUAUUUGUUCUAGACGUACUAGCUUCUAAGUUCUAAGAAUGGAUCGGACUAGUAUUUGCUAGCCUUUCAUCUCAUCUUUCUUAGCUCAAACUUGAAAAACUAAUAACAUGCUUGUAUAGGCUUAAUGCCGUGACUUAAUUUUAUCCAAGUUUAUCGUUUUCA